AUGGCCCAUAAUGGCAUUGUGCGGAGUCAUCGGCUGAGCAGGUUGCUUCGCAAGCAUCGGACCCGUCAGGACGAUGGGGUGGAGCAGGCUGCCCACCAAUCCGGAGAUUUACCAUCCAGACAGCCUGUUCCUCAGAGUUCGAUGGUGUCCAGCCCAGAAGAUGUAUCUCUGGGUCCCAGUCAGCAGACCGAUAUUCCCACAGAAGUCGCGCAGGAUCAUUUGGAACUCGCUCUGGAGAAGCGCCAGCAGUCUCCAAACUCGGUGGGAUCGCAAACCGCCAUACCUACGUCCUUGAUCAACGACUCAGCUCCGUCCGUGCCACUAGACACAACGGUGCCCCAGCCUACGUCGACAUUAGAUCCUGGUCUAAAUCAACCAACCGGCUCCAAUCCUCCUGCUGACACAACUUCGGUGGCUGUGCCAGCAACCUCAUCAUUGGAUGAACGCCCAACACCGUCACCUGCCCUCCCUUCUCUCACUGCAGAUACGCCAACCGUGACUAGCGUCUAUGCUGCAACGGUUAUACCCACCGUGUCCGUUUCGUUGUCUUUAGAUGUCACGGCUGCGACAUCCAUCUCGAUCCAGACAUCAAAUUCGCUCAUUAAUCCUGUGACUAGCGCUCAGUCAUCCGUCCUGGUAUUAAGCUCGCGGCCUUCGAGUAUCGUUCUUUCGAGCUCGACGCCAACCUCCCGUCCGAAGACCACAGCGUCCACAAGCUCUAGCUCGAACUCGAGCUCAAGUGUGAGCACCAGCACGAAUACGGACAGCACUACGACAAGCACUACGAUAAGCACUACGACAGGCACUACGACAGGCACCUCUUGGAGCGACUUAUCGGAGGCCACUGCCACAGGCGAGUGGUACGGCACCGGUACCGCAUAUCUGGGAGGCGGAGGCUACAGCGCAACCGGGACGGGCGAGGCUCCUGCGGCCAGCACAGAUUCAUCUUCGUCACCCGGUGGUGGCGGCCUGGACAGUGUCACGACCAAACGCAUUGUGGGCGGUGUUGUUGGAGGCCUGGCCGGUGCCUUUUCCUUGCUUGCUCUUCUUCUGUUCAUGCUGCGACGGCGCAAAACCGCCAUGUUCCGGCCCAACCGAGGACUCACUCCCCGUGAGGGGAGUGGUGGCCCCGUCGGUGAAGGCGGAUCCGUUUCCCGCGCCGAGAUGGCAUCGCGGCGCUCGAGCCGGGACCCCCUCUGGACGGCCUCAUACUUUGCUCCCGCCUUUGUGAAGCGAUGGCGGCAGUCGAAUCAGACCGUUGCAUCGGACGAUAGUACCUUUACGUCCACAACCAGCGAGCGUGGGUUCCAGAAGAUCUCGGGCCGCAAGAUCCCCUCUGUGCUGCAGUCUGGAGGGGAUGGUUAUGGCGGCGGAUUCGAUCAAGGGUCUCCUACCACAUCGGAACCCAGCAUGAAUUUCCAAUCGGGGUCCCCUGUACAGCCUCGAUCCCCUAUUUCCCAACCUCCCCCCUCGAUGCCGUACGGCAUGCCGCUGGAUGUGAGUUAUACGCGAGAGACGGACGAGCCGGACUCGGUGGUGGUCUUCCGACCCUCCCCGGCUCGCACACCGGUUGCCAGCUCGACCAACGUCAGCAUGGUCGCGGUCCCGGCCGCCUCCCGUGCUGUCCCGCAACCUCUGGGCGCCUUAUCGCCCACCAGACCACAGCGACCUGACGUUCUGGGUCGCAGUCAUCCGAGCUUUGACGGCAGCCGGGGGAGCCGCUUCACCGAAAGUCUCGACGGUCUGUGA
Molecule: messenger RNA, 1749 nt
Organism: Aspergillus clavatus NRRL 1
Lineage: Eukaryota; Fungi; Ascomycota; Eurotiomycetes; Eurotiales; Aspergillaceae
Exons: 1
Coding region: 1-1749 (582 amino acids)
Source: RefSeq, a predicted model, not a curated record